CCUGGACGCGCUCGUGCUCUACGCGACGUCGAAACCCCAGCUGAGUGACUUUUAUUGUUGUUAUUCGGAGAACCCUCGCAGUUAUCGAGCUUGAGCAGUGUGAGCAGCAGUGAGGUGCGUAUUAUUACGAAGUGUCAUAAACCGGCUUCAACUUUUGGGAAAUUUUUCGUGUAAACAUGGACUGCAACAGUAUUUUCCGAAAGUAUUCGCGCUAUGUGCUGAUUAUUUUCAAUUUUCUGUUUGUGCUCACUGGUGUGAUUAUUUUGUCAGUCGGUGCUACAGUGAAAGCCUACUACCAUGAAUACAACAGGUUCCUCGACGACAAAUACAUCUACGCUUCCGACCUCCUGAUCGUAAUCGGAGUGAUUAUUUUCAUCAUCUCGUUCUUCGGCUGCUGCGGCGCCCUCAAAGAAAAUGCCUGCAUGACCCUAACAUUCUCCACCUUGCUCAUCGUCAUCUUCGUCCUAGAGGUGAUGGUGGGCAUCGGUGGCCUGGUGCUGAAGCACAAGACCGACGAAUUGAUCGAGAAUGCGUUGAACGAAACGAUGAAGGAAUACACGAAUAAUACUGAAGUAAAUGAGUUGUGGGACAACGUCCAGAGAAAUUUCAAUUGCUGCGGUAUCCACAACUACACCGACUGGGAAAAACCGAGUUCUCCUACACAUAAGUUGAUUCCGAUUUCUUGCUGCACUUUCGACGCUGGAAGUACCGGAAACGUAUCGUGCACUGAUGCUUCAUCGGGACUUCAUGCCCAAGGGUGUUUGGAUGCUUUUAGUGACUACAUUGAAGGUCAUGCUACUUCGAUUGAGAGCGUCGGGAUCACACUUGCCGUUAUUCAGCUUCUUGGUAUUAUUCUGUCGUGCUACUUAUCCAGGCAGAUCAAGAGUGACUACGAAACAGUUUAAUUUCGUAAUUUUUUUAGCAACUUCAAAUUGAUAAAAUGCUUGUUUGUUACAGUUGAAAAUUAGCAAUACUACUCCGUUGUAACUUUAAAGUAAACAUAGUUUAUUUACCUUUAUUAUUUCAUAUUGACUGUGUAUGAAUUUUUUUUUAAUAAAUGAAAUAAUACGUAGUUGUA
Zophobas morio is the source of this 1078-nucleotide messenger RNA. RefSeq names its product CD63 antigen-like. The transcript is spliced from 5 exons. The coding region runs from base 177 to 905 and encodes 242 amino acids. The record is from RefSeq and is a predicted model, not a curated record. Gene Ontology annotation, cellular component: plasma membrane. NCBI's taxonomy places the organism in Eukaryota, Metazoa, Arthropoda, Insecta, Coleoptera, Tenebrionidae.